UUAUCCAAUUAGAGGGCUUGUAGGGAUUGUUUUGGAGGCGGUGCUUGAUACUUUCCAGUACCAUAGGAUUCUGGGUAAAGCUGCUUCCUGUUCGUGUUUACUCUAGGCGCAAAGAUGCCGGAGCGAGAGAGUGAUAUGUUUUCUAACCCUCUGGCCCCUGAAGGCCAUGAAGUGGAAGACAUUCGUUCGUAUCAGCAAUCGAAACUGACAAACGAUGACUUCCGAAAACUGCUUAUGACUCCACGUUCAACUCCUUCUUCAGCUCCUCCUACAAAAUCCCGCCAUCAUGAAAUGCCACGUGAAUAUAAUGAGGAUGAAGAUCCAGCAGCUCGAAGAAGAAAGAAAAAAAGCUACUAUGCUAAGCUGCGACAACAGGAGAUAGAGCGAGAGAAAGAACUAGCAGAAAAAUACAGAGACAGAGCCAAGGAACGACGAGAUGGUGUUAACAAGGAUUAUGAAGAAACUGAGCUUAUCAGCACUACAGCCAACUACAGGGCUGUGGGGCCAACAGCCGAAGCUGACAAAUCUGCAGCAGAGAAGAGGCGCCAGUUGAUCCAGGAGUCCAAGUUCUUGGGUGGUGACAUGGAGCACACUCACUUGGUGAAAGGCCUGGAUUUUGCUUUGCUGCAGAAGGUCCGUGCUGAGAUUGCCAACAAAGAAAAAGAAGAAGAGGACAUAAUGGAGAAACCCCAAAAGGAAACAAAGAAAGAUGAGGAUCCAGAGAACAAAAUAGAAUUUAAAACUCGACUUGGUCGCAACGUCUACCGUAUGCUGUUUAAACCAAAAGCAUAUGAAAGGAACGAGCUGUUCCUGCCUGGCCGAAUGGCAUAUGUUGUGGAUUUAGAUGAUGAAUAUGCAGACACAGAUAUCCCAACCACACUCAUACGCAGCAAAGCUGACUGUCCCACCAUGGAGGCUCAAACUACUCUCACCACCAAUGAUAUCGUCAUCAGCAAGCUUACUCAGAUCCUGUCCUACCUAAGGCAAGGAACGAGAAACAAAAAGCUGAAGAAGAAAGACAAAGGACGUCUAGAUGAAAAGAAACCACCCGAAGCUGACCUGAAUAUUUUUGAUGAUAUUGGAGACUAUGUCCCGAGUACAACCAGAGCUCCACGGGAAAAGGAGCGUGAGAAGCACAGAGAGAAGGAUCGGGACAGAGAAAGGGAACGCCCACGUGAACGAGAACGAGAUCGGGAUCACGACCGAGAGCGGGAAAGAGACAGAGAGAGAGCCAGAGAAAGAGAGAGAGAGCGGGAAAGGGAAGAAGAAAAAAGGAGGCACAGCUACUUUGAGAAACCCAAAGCUGAUGAUGAGCCUACUGAUGCUGACAAAGGACCUGGAUCUACCAAGGACCUUCUAAAAUCCAUCAAUGAGAAUUUUGCUGGUGCUCCUGGAUGGGAGGGAGUAGAAUCAUUGAAGAAACAUGAAGACACGCAAGUGGGAGAUUUCUUUGGAAUGUGGAACAGCUACGCUGAAUGUUACCCAGCCACCAUGGAUGCCAUGGCAGUGGACAGUGAUGAGGAAGUGGAUUAUAGUAAAAUGGACCAGGGUAACAAAAAGGGCCCCUUAGGCCGAUGGGACUUUGAUACACAGGAAGAAUACAGCGAGUAUAUGAACAACAAAGAAGCAUUACCCAAGGCUGCUUUCCAGUACGGCAUUAAAAUGUCCGAAGGGCGUAAAACACGGCGCUUCAAAGAGACUAACGAGAAGGCCGAGCUGGACAGACAGUGGAAAAAAAUUAGUGCAAUUAUUGAAAAACGGAAGAAACUUGAGGCGGAUGGGGUUGAAGUGAAGAGGCCUAAAUACUGAAGAGUUCCAACCUGAACCUUUUUAUUUUUAGCCAGGCUGUAAUUUACACUGUAGCUUAUACUUAGUGGAUGUGUAUAACCAUGUGCUGGAAAUAAAGUCAAGUGAUCAUGGAAACCCCAAGUAAUGUUUAAGGCUCGACAGGUUUUAUGUUCAUUGGCUCUUCAUACAUCUGCUUGUGUUUCUAUUAGUAACUGAGUGCUCUUUGUCAUAUUUGAUUCAGUCAUUAAAUAUUUAAACCCUC
This is a messenger RNA of Xenopus tropicalis (tropical clawed frog), 2050 nucleotides long. It is a transcript of the gene ik, whose product is annotated as IK cytokine. The transcript is spliced from 20 exons. The coding region runs from base 115 to 1809 and encodes 564 amino acids. The record is from RefSeq and is a predicted model, not a curated record. NCBI's taxonomy places the organism in Eukaryota, Metazoa, Chordata, Amphibia, Anura, Pipidae. Gene Ontology annotation, cellular component: nucleus.